AUGUUUUAUAUUCCACCUGAAGUUAGAAAUGAACAUGUUUAUGGAUAUAAAUCAGAUUUGUGGAGCCUAGGCAUCUUGCUGUUUUUAAUGCUGAGUGGCAACUUACCUUUCGAUAAUACAGAUGAUCUAGAAAAUAAUUACUAUGAGGACUAAUUUGAAAAGGCAAAAGAUUUCAUAGACCACUUACUUGAGGGUAGCUAUGAGGAGAGAUUUAGUGCUUAUGAAGCGCUUAAUCAUCCCUGGAUUGUUGAAAAUUCACCACCACCAGAUAUCAACUUAAACUAGGACUAGGAUGAUGAGUUGUAAUAGGAAUUAGAAUUUUAAGAGAGACUGAGGCAAGCAAUGAACAAGAAAAGAUAGGAAUCAUCUAGAAACACAUUUGGCUAAAAAGAGAAUAAUCAUUAAAGCUCGCUUUAAAUUGAAUUACUAAGGCAACCUUAGUCUAACAUUGUUAGGAAUGACCUGAGUGUGAUAAAUAAUACAUAAAUUAACAAUUAAAAUAUUAGAAACACUCUAGGAAGUAAUAUGCAAGUCUAAGCUAAUAAUUUUGACAGAAGAAUAAAGCCAUCAGCUAAUUUGCUUUAGAAAGAUACAGCUAUUGGAGAUAUGUCUAAGCUAAGAACUAAGAUAUUGACUAUUCAUAAGAAAAUUUCAUAAAUAUAUGUGAAAACUCUCUUUUAAGAAAUUGAUGAUGACGAUGAUGAUUAAAUUAAUAAGCAUGAUGUUCAUAGAUACUUAAAGAUCCCUUGUCACAAAGCUGAAGAAUUAUUUUCAUACGGUGAUUCCAAAGAGCCUGGAAAGUUAGACUUCUUUGAAUUUGUUAAUGCAAUGAGAUCGUAGUUAGAAAACGAUUUGAUUGAAUGGUUCAAAAUGGUUAUUGGAGAUGAAUCAUUGCCUUUGGUUCUAGAAGAUUUUAAAAUUAUUUUAUCGGAAUCUAAAUUCUUUCCUAUUUCUGAUGAUCUUAAUGAACUAUUUAAAGAGCUCAAUUUGUAUAUCAAGAAAAAAUCAAGCCUCGUUGAGGAGAAAUCAGAAAAAAUAGUCGAUCAUAACAAACAUAUUAUCUCAGCAAAAAUGAGAAAGGAUAUUACAAUGAGUGAAGACAAAGGAGACAUUGAUGAUUCAGACGAUAGCAGUAUUGCGAGAGAUUUCCACCCAAACAACACUGGAAAUCUCACAAAUUAAUUUCAUAGAGCAUUUACAGUAAAUCAGUCAAGAACUGCUGUUGAUACCACCUCAGAUAUGCAAAAGUCUUAAUUUGUUUAUGCCGAGUUCAUUACAUAUUUGAUGAAAAUGGGAGGAGAAGCAAUAAAAUAAUUGAAAAAAUGA
Molecule: messenger RNA, 1326 nt
Organism: Stylonychia lemnae
Lineage: Eukaryota; Ciliophora; Spirotrichea; Sporadotrichida; Oxytrichidae
Source: the annotation of a GenBank genome assembly